AUGCCGAGCUGCACAGCAGGCGCCUCUGGUUCAAGGGAGGAAGCCUCCGACUUGGUGUACCGCUGUGACGUAACGGAGGCGGUUUCAGACGCACAGACGCCGCGGGUUUCGACCUUGGCCGGCGUUCCUCCGGAGGCAGCAGUCGUAAACGCUUCUUGCGCGGAAAUCGUGUGGAACGGACUCUCUCAGGUGGCCCGUGAUUUUCCGCCGUCGCUGCCGGACUCUCCUGAAUUCUCUCUCUCUUCGCUUGUCUCAGGGUGGUCUCCUGUACAUACAGAGUCGUCCACAGCACUCUUGAGCGCCGGCUGUCCUCCGGAGACCUUGUCUCAGGCGGUUCGAGAGACGAUUGAGCACCUUACCGUUUGCGCACCCUCUCAAUGCGUCUCUUCCUCCUCUCCCCAUGUGUAUGCCCGUUGCCAGUCUUUUUCGAAAUCCGGAACACACGCCUCACAGCACUCGACACCGGGCUCUGGCGAGGGCAAAUCUGCAUGCAAUUCGCCUUUUCCAGGAGCACCGCCUGCUCACCAUGUCGUCGCGACUCCUUGCCGAGGGCGCCGUCGGGAUGACGCAGAACGACUGCGUGCAGAGAGCAAUCCCGACGAUGUACACAAGACAGGUUUCGAGUGUUUCCGCGGGGGUGAUGUCGAGAAUCCUCUUUCUUGUGGAAGCAGAGCGUCUCCGUAUUCCUUCUCCUCAACGAGUUUGUCGGGUCUUAGGCAUCUUGGCCGCCUGGACGAGUUACGUAGACAGGCCGAAGCAGCAACUUUCUCUCAGAUUAAACGCAUUGCGUCGCGGCUGGAGUGUGUGGAGCAUGUGACCUGGCUGAAAGGGAGGAGUCAGAGGGGUGCGGACGCGCAGAGUCUUGAAUCGGGAGACGAGGGAGGUGAGACAAAUCAGGCACCUUUCGAGUCCUCUCAACACUCGUCUACUCGGUUCGCAGACGAAACUUCCGGUGUCCGGUUGGCUUUCCUCAGUGGCUGUUCUUCCGGAGACGCAAGUGCCGACGAGGCGACUCCUUUACAAUCGCUGCGAGAGGCAGAGAGAGGAGUUCGAGAAGAUCUGCCCGAGGGACGCCGCGGGCGGCAGAAGAAGGCAGAAGAUUUCGCUUCCCUGUCCGCCUCCGGAGGGGGUAGGUUGGCGAAUUUUCCCAGCCAGCCCAACAGAUCUAAUGGUCAUGAGCGAGGCCUUAGGAAUCCAGGUGCUUCGGUUAGCGAACAUGAGACAGCCAAGGAGGGUGGGAGGGGUAGUGACCGUUUUUGUGGGGCAAGCGAAGAACAAAGAAGGCCGACGCUACAUUCUGGCGUUCCCCUGCGUGCAGAGAAGUGCGCCUCUGUGAAGACUCAUCCGGGUCCUCGGCAGACUUCAUCUAGCCACCCGCAGGUAACCGUUCCAGAAAGACUUGAAGCGCGCCGCACGCCUGCAUCUUCCCAUAGAACUUCAAAAGGAGGUUUCUCGUGUUCCUGCGGACCAGAAUCCGAUGUCCAGGCCAGGUUCGCGUGUGCGGCACAACUCUUGAUGCGGCGAGGCAUCGCACCCGCGGUUCUUCAGAGUGAGACAGAAGCCUCGUGGGCGCCUUCUCUUUUGUCAGAGAGAGCUCUGGAGCUCGCAGAGUUGAUGCCCCAAGUUCGCAGCGAGGCCACGCCUCUCUGGGCCCUGUGGUGGUAUUGCGGCCGCCACGCGGCAGCGGCAGUGCGGUCUGGGCCCGGAGGGCGUGGAGUUCCAGCUGACGAGGCGUCCUCCGACUCCUGCUGCGGUGAAACACGUACAUACACGACAAUGAACAGGAAAAGCCGGACACUCUCUAUUGGCCAGGCACUUACCGAGCUGCCACAGCCACGGGUGUCAGAACCGGCCGCACAUGGACAGGACGAAAAGAUUCACAGGACGAAGAGCGGAGAGACGAGAGCGCCGUGUGGCAGGGAAGAUGGUUAUGCAGGUCGUGGCUGGGCACAGGGAGAUAUCGACCCUCCGCUGGACACUUCCUGCGACAACCGCUGGUCGACGUUGGAGGACGAGAUGGACGACGAUGGACCAGACAGGGGCACAACAGACAAAGAAGGGACGCGGGAGCCACACAGGAGCACGCGCUGCGGGCCUGACAGGGCAGACGGGCAGACGCCGAGGUUGAAAGACGGCGACAUCCACUCAAAAUCAGAGACAAGCGAUUGUGGGGCGCAUCGUUCACGGGAAAAGGUUCACGGCCACACAGAGGAAGCAAGAGGACCCGAGCUGCUGCCAGUCGAACAGACGUCUGAAGACCAGUUACACGUGCCUUCCUUGCGUUGCGUCAGCGAAAGUUGCUCAGGAACGGGGACUGUUGGAAGCCGAAUGGCAUCCGAGAGCAACGCCGAAGGUACGCUUUCUACAGUUGCAGUGCACUCAGCUGUCGGAGCGUCGAGAGAUCUUCUCCCGACAGAAGGCCGUUGCUCGUUAUCGACAGAUUCCGUCGUCGGCGUCUCACCUCGCAGAGGCGAAGGAACGCACUUACUGGACCAUCUUUCUACCCCAAGCAGGCCUGUGUUCAUCGAUCUGUGCACGCCUCAAAGUUCGCCUCGACCGCAUGCGCGAUUCCUUCGCGGAAGCACUCCUGUUUCCCGUGUCAGCACUCCUGUCCAGCGCCAGGUUGGCUCGCGCGACGCACUACCUCCUGGAGAGCUGGAGCCAGCAGGGGGCCCUACGGCACGCUGCGAAUUCAUCGCUGCUUCGCCUUCUUCGGAGCCUUCACGCGCCCAACCAAGAAGGAAGAGAGCCCAAGCGCGCUUCACGCCAUGCUAUCCACCUCUGGAUUUGGUGACAGUGCCACAUCCAGAGCCGGGAUCGGCUCCUCGAAAGCGGCAGUCGUGCAGAGCAGGUGGACCAGUAGCGAAAGCGUAA
Messenger RNA from Neospora caninum, 2874 nucleotides. RefSeq lists its product as hypothetical. The transcript has a single exon. Lineage: Eukaryota; Apicomplexa; Conoidasida; Eucoccidiorida; Sarcocystidae. Bases 1 to 2874 code for a protein of 957 amino acids. The record is from RefSeq and is a predicted model, not a curated record.